This is a messenger RNA of Rosa rugosa (rugosa rose), 2443 nucleotides long. Its product is annotated as DNA cross-link repair protein SNM1. Bases 287 to 2338 code for a protein of 683 amino acids. Lineage: Eukaryota; Viridiplantae; Streptophyta; Magnoliopsida; Rosales; Rosaceae. Gene Ontology annotation, molecular function: 5'-3' DNA exonuclease activity; damaged DNA binding; protein binding. The record is from RefSeq and is a predicted model, not a curated record. Gene Ontology annotation, biological process: double-strand break repair via nonhomologous end joining; protection from non-homologous end joining at telomere; interstrand cross-link repair. The transcript is spliced from 10 exons.
UUGAAGAAGGAAACGGAGCUGAAGAUGAGAAGAAGCUAGAGACUUCAAACGGCGGAGCAGACCAACAAAGUUAGGUUAACGUCUAUAGCUGAUCUAAGCCGUUGGAUUAUUUGAAUGGACAAUAUAUGUCGAGAGCUUUAGGAUCCGCUUUCAGGCGGGCUCUGCAGAAAAGAAAUCGUUUCAUUGGACUCUCAACAAAAUUCAAAAUACCUCCACUUCAAAAAAAGAAAAAAACAAAUUCAAAAUACCUCACUCAAAACUCAAAGGUCACAACUUUUCGCCAAUCAUGGCUUCCAAAUCCAGAUUCAACCUCAUAGACGACGACGACGAUUUCCAAACCCCUCUGACCCAAACCGCCACAGCUCGCACGCCCUUCAAAAAGCCCAAGCUGCUCUCCGGCAAAGAAAACGUUCCUCCUCCGCUUUGCUUCACCCCCAGAGACUACUCCAUUUUGAACCAAACCCAGGUCUCCAAAUCCACGCCAAUCGAAGAUUGCAGCUUGGAUUCGCUGCCUGAAAGCCUCGACUGGGGUGAGGAAAAUGAGAAAGGGCAAGGGGGGUAUUUGCGGAAUUCGAUAGAGUCUAGGUUGAUUAAGCCCGGAGCCGAUUGGGGUUUUGGUUCUGGUAAUGGCGAGGAGAUUGAUGUGCUGCUGAGGCUGAAUGGGAUUGAGGAAGAAGGGGAAGGAAUUGUUGAGGAUGAAAAUGGGGGUUUGGUGGUUCAGUGCCCUCUAUGUGAGAUUGACAUUUCUGAGCUGAGCAAUGAAGAAAGACAGCUCCACACUAAUGAUUGUCUUGACAAACAACAAGUUCGACCUGUAGACGAACAAGAGAGGGGGUCUGGAAUUGCUCAUCAUCCGAUGGGGCCUCGAGUUUCUGGGCAAGUUGUUGAGUGGCUACGCGGUCUUGGUUUAGACAAGUAUGUGGAAGUUUUUAUAAGGGAAGAGAUUGAUUGGGAUGCUCUACAUUGGCUCACACAAGAGGAUUUGUUUAACAUUGGCAUUACGGCACUUGGUCCACGUAAGAAGAUUGUGCAUGCACUCGCUCAACUUGGACAAGGGACUAGCAGUGGAAUUGAAGCACAAACUGCACAGCCAACAAAAAGGAGUGCCAAUGGGGUCGAGGUGCUCGAUGAUGCAUUGGAAGGAACAGUUGGUGAUAGUAGUAAAUCAGCUUCAAACAAGUUGAUUACGGAUUACUUUCCGGGAUUUGGUGGUGCUAGGAAGCAGCUCUGCACCACCUCCAGAGAACAGCAAAGGGUAGAAAAGCGUCAGUCAGGUGCUGGUCGUAAACGUGUUGUGGUGAAAAAUCAUGCCACAAAUAGGAAACUCAGGGAUGUUCCCUCAUGGUGUUGUGUACCAGGAACACCAUUUCGAGUAGAUGCUUUUAAAUAUCUUAGACGGGAUUGUUCUCAUUGGUUUCUCACUCACUUUCAUAUGGACCAUUAUCAAGGUUUAACAAAGUCCUUUUGUCAUGGAAAGAUCUAUUGCUCCUCCAUUACAGCUAAGCUUGUAAACAUGAAGCUUGGCAUUCCAUGGGACAGUAUACAAGUUGUACCCCUCAACCGAAAGAUCAAUAUUGCAGGUAUUGAUGUCACCUGCUUGGAUGCAAACCACUGCCCUGGUUCCAUAAUUAUACUUUUUGAACCGCCUAACAGUAAGGCUGUUCUACAUACAGGGGACUUUCGCUUUAGUGAGGAUGCAGCAAGCAUGACUGUUUUGCGAACAUCUUCUAUUCAUACGCUCAUCCUUGAUACCACUUACUGUAACCCACAGUAUGACUUUCCAAAGCAGGAGGCUGUAAUUCAGUUUGUCGUUGAUGCAAUUCAAGCUGAAACUUUCAAUCCUAAAACUCUAUUUCUGAUUGGCAGCUACACAAUUGGAAAGGAACGCCUUUACUUGGAGGUUGCUCGUGUGCUCCGGAAAAAGAUUUAUGUCACUGCUGGAAAGCUGCAUAUUUUAAAAUGUUUGGAUUUUCCUGAGGAGGAUAUGCAGUGGUUUACAUUAAACGAACAUGAAAGCCAAAUUCAUGUGGUGCCAAUGUGGACACUGGCAAGCUUCAAGCGACUGAAGCAUGUAUCAAAUCAAUAUGAGAGUCGAUACAGUCUUAUUGUUGCUUUCUCUCCAACUGGUUGGACUUUUGGUAAAGGAAAGAAGAAGUCUCCUGGAAGAAGGUGGCAGCAGGGUACCAUUAUAAGGUAUGAGGUGCCAUAUAGUGAGCAUUCGAGCUUUACAGAACUCAGACAGUUUGUGAAGUUUGUGUCCCCUGUACAAAUAAUACCAAGUGUGAACAAUCAUGGCCCAGAUUCAGCGAAUUCCAUGAUUUCUCUUCUCUCUUCUUAAUUCUUUGUCCAAAAGAUUACAGCUGUACUUGUGUUACUGUUCUGUAAUGAAAGAUUCAGCAAACUACUUGUGUUACAUAUGCGAAAUGUAAUACUACUUGUGUUA